This is a messenger RNA of Aspergillus udagawae, 1263 nucleotides long. RefSeq lists its product as uncharacterized. Gene Ontology annotation, biological process: lipid metabolic process. Lineage: Eukaryota; Fungi; Ascomycota; Eurotiomycetes; Eurotiales; Aspergillaceae. The record is from RefSeq and is a predicted model, not a curated record. The transcript has 3 exons. The coding region runs from base 1 to 1263 and encodes 420 amino acids.
AUGGAUCCCUCAACGUUCAUCGACCCUUACCUAACACUUCCUGAUCAAUUGGUGCUUCAGGAGCUACUUAAGAAUGAAGAAGCAGAAAGCAAAACAUCUAAAACAUCCGAAACUGUCCAGACGCUACAGUGUCUGAACAAUCCAAAGGAAGUAGGGUUCGAUCCGACAGUCUUCCAGUUCUGGGAUACCCAUCAGUUGCGCACCCAGCUGCCGCCAUUCGUCCGAAAAUACGCCCUAGAUCCCUAUAUCGCCUGGGCUCAAGAAAUUGCCCGGCACCCUACAGACGUGGUUAUGGUCACUCAUCUGCUAGUCUAUUUCGGAAUAUCUAUUCCCAGCGCCAUCUGGCUGCACUGCUACUACUUUACCUGGAUCCAUGGGUUGCUGCACUGGAUCUUGCAUGUCUGGUUCGCAGGCACGUACACCCUCAUGAAGCACCAGUAUGUCCAUAUGAACGGCGUCCUCGCCCCAAAGUAUCAGGUACUCGACAGAUUGUUUCCCUACUUCGUGGAUCCGCUGCUGGGCCACACCUGGAACUCAUACUACUACCACCACGUCAAGCAUCAUCAUGUUGAGGGCAACGGGCCGGCAGACCUCAACUCAACCAUGUGGUAUGACCGCGACUCAAUCACGGACUUUGCCUGCUACGUGGGCCGCUUCUUUUUCCUAAUCUGGCUGGAUCUGCCGCUGUACUUCCUGCGGACGGGAAAGCGGAAAUAUGCCCUCAAGACAGCUUUGUGGGAGGGGAGCAAUUACAUGCUCAUCUACUUGAUGUGGAGACACGUCAACCCUCGCGCCGCGUUUUGCGUGUUCAUCUUACCACUGCUGACUCUUCGACUGGGCCUCAUGGCGGGCAACUGGGGACAACAUGCGUUUGUGGAUCCUGACGAUCCAGCAUCCGACUUUCGGUCGAGCAUCACUCUGAUCGAUGUUGCGAGUAACCGCUUUUGUUUCAAUGACGGCUACCACACCUCACACCAUCUGCACCCGCGUCGCCACUGGCGCGAUCAUCCUGUGGCCCUCCUGAAAGACCGAGACCGCUAUGCCAACGAAAACGCGCUCGUCUUCCGAAACAUUGACUACAUGAUGCUGACGGUCAAGUUACUACAGAAGGACUACGCCUGUCUUGCUAAGUGCAUGGUGCCUCUAGGGGCGCAGCAGGCCAAUAUGAGCUUGCAAGAGCGGGCGGAUAUGUUGCGAGCUAGGACGCGUCGCUUUCCGACGGACUACCUUCACCGGUUCUCUAGGAGGGGUGCUCGAUAUUAG